This is a messenger RNA of Trichoderma asperellum CBS 433.97, 1605 nucleotides long. RefSeq lists its product as uncharacterized. The record is from RefSeq and is a predicted model, not a curated record. Lineage: Eukaryota; Fungi; Ascomycota; Sordariomycetes; Hypocreales; Hypocreaceae.
AUGUCUUUGCUUCCAUCUCCGAAAGGGCUUCCGGCAGACCCACCCGGCGAUGGGUCUAAUUUGCGGGGCCUAGUUCGGCGGCCCGGCCCAGCACCGCCACAGCAUGUUGCAGCAGUGUCAGGGACCAUCGCCCCGGGAUUCAGAAAAAAAGAGAAGAAGAAGAAGAAGACAGAGAAAGAAAUGCUCCAAAAAGUGGCAAACUCGUCACCGCAGUCGGCGGAUAUACUGGAUGGAGUGCCCAUGGAGCUGGCGAGAACCGUGGUAAAUAUGCAGCAGUAUUACGCGUCGGGGGUGAAUGAGCUUGCAGAGAAAUUAGGCACUGUGGAGGAAGAACUGAGGCGAGCGAAGGAAGAGAAUUUGAGGAUGAAGAAGAGGCUGGAUAUGCAUUUUGGGAUGUUGGGACAGGCGGCGGAGUUUAUGCAGCGGGUUAGCCAGGGGCUUGGGAUGGCGAUGCCGGUGGAUGAGGAGAUGUUGGGAAGAAAGGGAGGAGAUGAGGAGUUGAAGCAGGGCUUUGAUGGUGAUAGUGAUUUACCAAUGGAGGGAGUGAAUAUGGAAGUGCCGCCGAUGCCGGUGGAUGAUAGGCCGCCUAUGAGGAGUACGGGUCGGAUGGCAGGUAAUAGACGGAUGAUGCAGGAGAAGAGUCCUGCUCAGAGGAGGAGAGGAAAGGAGAAGAGGAGGAUGGUGGUGGCUGCGGAAGUGUUGCCAAUUAGAGAGAAGAUGGUGAUUCCUCAAGAUGAUGGAGAUGAUGAUGAUGAUGAUGAUGAUAACAUUGAUCGAAUGAAGAAAUCUAACUCGGAAAUCCGGCUGGAGGAAGAGAGUCGCCAUAGGCGCGAAGACAACGGCAGCGACGAUGCCAAGAUACUACAAGGAGCACCCCGUCUACAAGCCCUUAUAUGUCAAGAUGCGAUACGUCGAAGUGUCAUACGUCAAGACAUUACACGUCAAUCCCGCUUUACACCAAUCAACCGUGUUCCAUCUCGCCAAAGCACACCGUCAGUCGACAACGACGCCGACUCAGACGAAUACUGCCCUUCCUCCCCGUCAUCAUCAUCAUCAUCAGACUCCAUCUACGAAGAAGAAACAGCCCCAUCCUCAACCAUCGCAAUCUCAAAACCAACUCCCUCACCAAACCAUUUACUCCAAACCCCCCUUCCAGCAUCAUCAUCAUCAUCAUCAUCGACAUCGACAUCAUCCCGUCCUUCCAAGCCCCGCUACUCCGUCACAAGACGCACCACAAUCCCCCGCUACGCAUCCGGCCCACCAGGCAAACCCUUCCGCUUCCACCGCAUGGGUCGCACCGUGCUCGACGUCUGGACGGAAUACAAGCGCGGCUCGAAGGGGAACCCGGCCAUUGAGGCGCUGGAGCGUCAGUACGGCACUGAGUGGCGCACGGGGGAGGAUACUCGGGAGUUGAAAUACGCGAGCAACUAUGUCAGUGUGCGGCAGAAGGUGGUGAGUCAAGUAGAGGAAAUGUGCGAGAGGGAAGGGAUCAGUGCGAUGGAGGCGUGUAGGAGGUUGGAUGAGAGGGUGGAUGGGAGGAUGCAGCUGUUGAUUUCGGCGGUGAGGAAGGGACAGGAUCCGUUUGUGGUCAUACCCAAGAGGUGA